AACGUUUGACGAGUUAACAACAAUACGACGCGAAGUUUUUGUCUCCGGUUACCGGUCUCUUGGCUACCGAAGUGCAAUAGAAGUGUAGCAACAACAAUAACAAUUGCACCAUAUACAACCAUAAAAGCAAAUCAAAUGAAAUAAAAUAAUAGAGCCCGUUUUUUGGAUGCCGCGUCGCUUACGGUUGUGUUUUCCUUCUGUGUUUACAUUUUAUGUUUCGUUUCCAUUUCGUUUCGUUUGCCUAAAAUGAAGUGUUCUUUAGUAAAUAAUGACAAGUAUUUUUGGGGACAAUUCCACAUGUUGUCAUUUCUCUUAGAUGGAAAUAUGUUGGACACUUGAUCUUGCAAACAUUUCACAUCUGUUUGGAUUUAUAUUUUUUUGUGGGGAAAACGGCAACGGUUUCUCGUACAUACAAAAGAAAGUCGUCGUCGCUCGUCACCGUCGUUGUUGUCGUCGUCGUCGCCUGGUGAAAAGUGAAUGGGGUGAUAUCUGAACAAUUUUUUCUCCAACAAAAAAUUGAAUCAUGUAAAACUUCUGCAAACUUUGAUAAGCCACACAAAGACAAAUACCAAAAAAUCAUAAAAAAGUCUUCCUUAAAAAUACGAAAAUUAGUGCCUUACAAAAGAAAUAAUCCUACAAAGUCCUAUCUACAAAACUAAAACAACCUACACCACAACCACCAAAAAAAAAAUACUCACAAACAACUCUCCACAACAAAUCAUGUCAUCAAGUCAACCCGCCAGCCAACCAGAUAGCAUUGAUUUGGCCUAUGAUAUGUGGGCCGGCCAGUUUGAGUUUGUCGGACCAACAGCAACAACAGCCAUCAAUAAAUCACAAAAAUCAUCGCUUAACAAUAAUAUCCUGACCUUCGGUGACAAGUCCUCGCCCCACAAACAGUCCACGGAGAGUCUCGAGGAUUUAAAUCUCAACUUUAAUGCACCCCACAAUCACAACAACCCCCACCAGCAAUACAGCCCCUACUCAUCCCAGUCUAUGACCAAUUCGGCCUAUUCGCUGGGCUGCAGUGGCUACGAAACGGAUUAUGGCAAACAGCCCAUUCUGAUCGAUCAAGAGACAUUUUUGAGUUUAAAUCCGGCGGAUUUUGAAGAUAUUGUGCCAUCGAAUUCGGGACCGAAUUCAUUGAUUUUCAUCGAUAAUAAAUUGGUGGACGCCGAAUACAAUAAUAACAAUAACAACAACAAUAAAUUAAUUAAUUUAGAAAGUUUAACCAACAAAAGUAACAACAAAACCAACAACACCAAUACCAACGGUUUUAAAUUGGAAAAUCUAAAGAAUUUUAAAAAUAAAUUGAUUUGUGAUUACGAAGAGAAAUCGGAAAAUAACAACAACAACAAUCAUCACAACAAAAUGAAUGGUCUAAGUCUGGAGGUGUGCGAAAAUCUCAAUGAGCAACUGCAAAUCUUGCAACAGCAAGUCACUGAUCUGGCCGAUACUCAAGUCAUAGCAGAAGAUCGUACCACACGCACAAGAACCGAAUAUGCUGUGCUGCAGGCCCGAUAUGAUAUGCUCGAAGAGCAGCUUAGAGAAACCGAACUACGUGCCGAGGAACGCCUGGCGGAGGAACAAAAACGCAAUCGAGAACUAUUGGCCCGUGCCGAACGUGAAGCCUCUUUGCAAAAUGAAAAUUGUCAAAUAAAAAUCAAAACAAUUGAAAUCGAAGCGAAUGCUUUGCGUGAAGAGAAUCAACGUUUGCGUGUUCUCUGCGAUAAACAAGCCAGUGAUUUACAUCGUACCGAGGAGAAAUUGGAAUUGGCCCGAGAUCGUAUUGCCGGGCUACAGCAAGACUUGGAUGAGGCUCUGCAAAAGGAGCGUAAAUAUGAAGAGGAAAAGAAAACAUCCGAGGAAUUGAUGUUGGAAUUGAGCAAAGAAUUGGAACGCUUGAGGGCCGAAACGGGCCCGGCAAUGCCCACAACAUCACCCGAGGCCAUAAGACUGGAGGAGUUGCAUCAAGAGUUGGAAGAGAUGAGACAAAGGAAUAAGGGUUUGGAAGAACAAAACGAAGAACUACAGGCUGCUGUCUUAACACGAGGCGUUGAAGAGGGUCGCCAUCUAUUGAAUGGCACAUUAAAUAGUUUGGCUCAAGAACUCGAAGAAAUGUCACAAGCACAGGAUUCUGUGGAUUCAGCCACAUUAGCAUCCUUAAGUCAGUUACAACAAGCCUUCCAAGAAAAAGAGGAAGAAAACACCCGCCUUAAACACUACAUCGAUACCAUACUUUUGAAUAUUGUGGAGAAAUGUCCCCAACUAUUGGAAGUGAAAGCCAUAAACAACAAUAACAAUAAUAAAAAAUAAUAUCUACAACACAAUCAAGGCCAAUUAUAUUUAAAAAGAAAUUAAUUUUUAUUAAUAUUAUUUUUUUAAAAAGAACAAAAAAUAAAAUGUAAUUAUACAAAUUAAUAAAACAAAGAAAAAUAUAAGAAAAUGUCAAAUAAAUUUUAUGAUUUUUCAAUAGAUUGUAAGUUUAGUUAACAAACCCCCCAAAACCCCUUCUAUACACAACUAUUAAAAUAAUAACUCACUCACUUAAUAAUUAUACAAACAAAAAUAAAAAUUAGUAAUUUAAGUUAAAUUAUAUAAUUAUAUACAAAACAAACACAAUGGCAUGUAAUCCAUAAUCUCUCUAAUAUAACCUUAAAGAACAACAAAAUUUUAGUAUAGUUUAAAAAAAAUCAAAAAGUUUUUAUAAUAUAAUUAUUUUGUUUUUGUAAAAAGUCUCUUUUUUAGAAAAAUCAAUUUUUCCAAAAUUUUUCCUUUUUAGAUGUUUGUUAAAUGUUAAUAAGUUUUCAUUCUUCCUUCCUAUAUUUUUUUUUGUUUGUAACAAAAUUUUGAGCUGUUUAUUUUCCUCUUGCUUUUGUAAACAAGUUUUUUUUUAACAUUAGUUUAUAAACAAAAUUGGUUUAAACCAAAA
Musca domestica (house fly) is the source of this 2929-nucleotide messenger RNA. RefSeq names its product rab11 family-interacting protein 3. Bases 721 to 2313 code for a protein of 530 amino acids. Gene Ontology annotation, cellular component: endocytic vesicle; cleavage furrow; midbody. Gene Ontology annotation, biological process: regulation of cytokinesis; endocytic recycling. The transcript is spliced from 7 exons. The record is from RefSeq and is a predicted model, not a curated record. NCBI's taxonomy places the organism in Eukaryota, Metazoa, Arthropoda, Insecta, Diptera, Muscidae.